CCUCCACCAAUCACCUCUGGCCUGUUAUCUCGAAGAGUCGAAUGUGAGAACAGGUGUUGGGUUCUCAGAGCUUCAAGGUCUUUCGGCAUCGUCACCAUUUCUCUGUGUAAUGAGUCACUUCUGAAGACGACGAGCAGCGACCGGCCACCACCAGACCCAAUGGACAGAAGAAGAAGAAUGCUCUCCAUCUUAUCGGUUUUACUUCUUCUCAACUUGGUGAAGACUUCGCUAUGUACAGAGGAUGGGAACGUCACUUCUAUUGAAGUUCCAGAAAAUAAAGCGACAGUAUUAUCUGAUGUGCCUUCAGCCAAAGCGUUCAUCGAUUCCACUGACAUAGCCGUGGUCGGCUUUUUUACGGACUUGGAGGAACCAGAAAUCGAAUACUUUGAGACUCUGGUGAAAAAUCACCCAGAAUGGGAUUACGGCACCAGCACCACCCCGCAGGUCUUAAAGCACUACAAGAUCAAGAGCAACACGAUCACCAUCUUCCGCAAGGCUGACAACUGGAGGGAUGACUUGGUGGUGAACGAAAACGAAAACAUCAACACAGCCAAAUUGUACCGGUUCCUGACCAUCAAUGAGCUGAGGCUGGUGGCGGACUACAACCCCAUGUCUGCGAUCGGCUUAAUCGCCUGCGAGGUUGAGGUCCACCUUCUCUUCUUCAGUGACAGCAAUGUUGAAAACGAAGCUGAAAUAACAAAGGAACUGCGAAAGGCUGCCAAUGAUCUGCGUGGAAAGGUUCUCUUUGUGAAGAUGGAUUUGGGAAAGCCGUACACACGGAAAAUUGCCGGGUUUUUUAAGAUCCAGAGAAGUGACCUCCCUCUGAUCUCCAUAUAUAACACAGACAGCAAUAAGAAGCUCAUCAUGCCGCGCGGGGAGAUCACCGCCGAGACGGUGAAAGAAUUCUGCCAGAAGUUCAUCUCCGGGGAUUAUACGGAGGAAGAAUUGGAAAGCAACAGGGAGAAGAUAGAACUCUGAUAUUUAUUAAAUACACAGAAUUUGUUCAUUUGUCCCAAACUCUUUUUUUGACCUUUAAAAUAUUUUUACAUUUCUGAAAUAAAAAGAUUUCUUUGUCGGUACCAGAUCACU
Rana temporaria (common frog) is the source of this 1089-nucleotide messenger RNA. It is a transcript of the gene ERP27, whose product is annotated as endoplasmic reticulum protein 27. Bases 160 to 978 code for a protein of 272 amino acids. The transcript is spliced from 7 exons. Gene Ontology annotation, biological process: protein folding; response to endoplasmic reticulum stress. NCBI's taxonomy places the organism in Eukaryota, Metazoa, Chordata, Amphibia, Anura, Ranidae. Gene Ontology annotation, cellular component: endoplasmic reticulum. The record is from RefSeq and is a predicted model, not a curated record.